AUGGACCACCACAUGCAUUCGGGCUUCCAAAUGCCCAUCCCGCCACCACCACUCAUGAACCCGCCCCCCCAGAUAUUCGGCGGCUACAGUGAGCACGGCAUCCAAAUGCCCCAGUUACCGCCUGAAUUGAUCACGGCGCAAAUGUUCGGGGACCAGGGAUUGUUGGACGACACAAACGAGGCAAAGAGGAGGAGGAUUGCGAGGGCAUGCGACAUGUGCCGAAAGAAGAAGAUCAAGUGCGAUGGAAAGCUCCCAGCUUGCACGCACUGCAAUAACUACAAGACGGACUGUGUCUUCACCCAAGUAGAAAAGAAGCGGAAUCCUCCCAAGGGCGCCAAGUACAUUGAGGGGCUCGAGAAUCGAUUGGAGCGCAUGGAGUCCCUGUUGAGGUUAUCAGGCCUUCUAGACGAAGACGACAACGGUGCCACCGACCUCGGAACCUUGGAGAAGAAGCUUGUCGAGAAGCACCAACAGUCGAGGCAGGCUUCCCAGGCUGUUUCCGAUCCGACGUCCCCCCCACCAGUGCCGGGUCAAGAGGCUCGCGCCUCAACGCCCCAUAGCUCGUUGGCGUCCCCCGAGUCCGCUAAAGACAGCGAUAAAAUGAACUCUAUCACGCCAGAAAAAGACAGUCAGGACGGCGAGCGGGAAGAGGUCGCCGAACUGUCUGAAAUGAUGUGCUCAUUGGUCACGAAUACCAACGGCGAAACGCGAUAUAUCGGUUCAUCCUCCGGGUUCUCCAUCUUUUCACCCAAAGGAGUUCAGUGGGUAAACGAGAAAAUGGGGGAUUCAUCGUUCCAGCAGAUGAUUUCGGAUGUCUCGAUUGACGAUCACAAGUGGACGGCUUGGAAGCCCGAUGUCUUCGGGGAUCUCUUCCGCCGCACUGUCUUCAGAGAUUUGCCCCCGAAGCCGGAGGCGCUGUCGCUGCUCAAGGACUACUUUGAGAACUUCAACUGCAUGUUUCCGUUAUUCCACCAGCCGACCUUUAUGCAUCUGGUGGAGAGGCAGUACUCGGAUGACCCCUAUACCGGAUCCGGAUGGUGGGCGAGCUUGAACGUGGCUCUGGCUAUCGCGCACCGCCUGCGCGUUAUGAGUAACCUGGUACCGCAAGAGGAAGAUGACAAGGCCUGGGCUUACAUCAAGAACGCCAUGGCCGUCUUUUCCGAGCUGGCGAUGCGCAACACCGACCUGCUCAGCGUCCAGGCCCUGCUGGGUAUGUCUCUGUUCAUGCAGGGAACUCCAAACCCACAGCCGUCUUUCCUCCUCAUUGCCACGGCGAUUCGACUUUCGCACACCAUCGGCCUCCACAAACGAGGCACAGGGUUCAACCUCAAUCCCAUCGAGAUUGAGCAACGGAAGCGGGUAUUCUGGAUAGCCUACAUGUUGGACAAGGAUUUGUGUCUUCGUUCCGGGAGGCCACCUGCGCAAGACGACGACGACAUGAACGUAGAACUCCCCGAUGCUGACCCUGCGGACGGCAUCGGCAACAUUCCAUUGGCGGACGGAAAGGGCAAGAUGAACCUUUUCCGGGUCAUGUGCGAGCUCUCCAUCGUGGAAAGCAGAGUGUACAACAAAUUGUACUCGACCAAAGCAACGAAACAAUCGGAUGGCGAGCUGCUGAACACCAUCGGGGAACUCGACAAGGAGCUGGAAGACUGGAAGGACCGCAUCCCGAUUGAUUUCCGCCCAGAACACGAGAUCAAAGCGUCGCAUACACCACUUAUCCUCCACAUCGUCAUGCUGCAUUUUAACUACUACAACUGCCUCACCACGAUCCACCGCAUGUCGAUCCAUCACGGGUACUGGACUAGUCGUCUAUCCAACUUUGCUCUUAGGGGGCUCAACGCGAGGCCACUGAAUCCCCGCAUUUUCUCUUCGGCGGCGUUGUGCACCUCUGCCGCCAGAGCAUCAAUCUCUCUGCUUAAGUACAUCCCUCAGGGCGACUUUUCCUGCGUCUGGGCACGCUCCGACACCAAGCUGUUAAAUGUGGUCGUCAACUUCCUAUCAAUGCUUGGGCACGAGGCGGAAACAGGCGGCGUCCACCGCAUGCUCGGCGUAUGCUCCGAGUUUGACCGGAUCGCCAAGGUGGUGAUCGACAAGGCAGAAAAGGACCAUGCCUCACGACGAGGAAAGCGGAAAAACCAUGACCAAUCCUUGAGCAAACCAGCAGCUAGCUCCAACAACACCAACACCAACGCGGCCGAUUCCCCCUCCUUCAAUCCGAACCCGAUCCCGGCCCACGUCCCGGACCCCACCACGGCGCGCUCCGCAACCCCCCCAGGCGAACGGGAUGCACGCCGGCAACCCCAACAACCAAAACCAUCUCUCCCCGCCCGCCAACGACCGCCGCUCCCCGCCCAACAACCCCAACAGCUACAGCCCCAUGAACGGCACCAUGAGCCAGUCCCCGUCCCCCGGCCUCGCCCCCACCGGCUGGCACGGCGAGUUCACGCCCGACAGCUCCGAGUACAACACCUUUGCCGACAUGGCCGCGUUCGGCGCCAUGGACACGAGCGGGGGGCUGGGCAGCCCGCCGCUGGGUGGUGGCCUAGGAGGGGCGCUGUACCAGCAGCCGAUGCUGCCGCAGGAUCUGUUUAG
Molecule: messenger RNA, 2595 nt
Organism: Chaetomium globosum CBS 148.51
Lineage: Eukaryota; Fungi; Ascomycota; Sordariomycetes; Sordariales; Chaetomiaceae
Exons: 6
Coding region: 1-2595 (864 amino acids)
Biological process (GO): DNA-templated transcription; regulation of DNA-templated transcription
Molecular function (GO): zinc ion binding; DNA-binding transcription factor activity, RNA polymerase II-specific; DNA binding
Source: RefSeq, a predicted model, not a curated record